Micropterus salmoides (largemouth bass) is the source of this 2061-nucleotide messenger RNA. RefSeq names its product plasticin-like. NCBI's taxonomy places the organism in Eukaryota, Metazoa, Chordata, Actinopteri, Centrarchiformes, Centrarchidae. Gene Ontology annotation, cellular component: plasma membrane; type III intermediate filament; axon. The record is from RefSeq and is a predicted model, not a curated record. Bases 16 to 1209 code for a protein of 397 amino acids. The transcript is spliced from 8 exons.
GCACUCUUCAGUCUGAUGUCCUGUUGCCUUAUGAGCAACUCCAAGCAGAACUACUCCAGCAUGUUGGGGGCUCAACAGAAGUUCCGGCCCAACCAGGACCGUCACCGCGGCUAUGACACAGUGGACUUCAAAGAAGCUGAAGCCGUGAACCAGAAGUUCCUAACUACACACAUAAAUGAGAAGGCCGAGCUGCAGGACCUUAAUGACCGCUUUGUCAUAUUCAUCAAGAAGGUGCACUCCCUGGAAGAGCAGAAUGGUACACUGCAGGAAGCUCUCAACCAGUACAAGGGUCAGAAUCAGUAUGGUCAGCCCAACGGCAUCACUGACCUCUUCCAGGAGGAGCUUAGGGAGCUGCAGUGCCAAAUGGACGCCAUCGGAAAGGAGAGAGACCAGUACCAACUGGAGAAGUACAACCUGGCUGAGGACCUGGACCUGCUCAAGCAGAGGUUCGACGAUGAAACCCAGAAGAGGGCAGAUGCUGAGGAACAUCUACGUUCUUUACGCAAGGCCUUAAACAAUGCCACAUUGUCCAGUCUGGAGCAGGAGAGGAAAACUGAGUUUCUGAUGAAGGAGAUUGAAAUCCUUAAGAAGCUCCUUGAUGUGGAAAUCAAGAAUGUACCACUGAGCUACCCGACCCAGCAGAAGAAUACUGAGGUGGACAGCCACAGGGUCGACCUAACUGGUGCUCUAAAGGAGAUCAGGGUCCAGUAUGAGAGAAUUUCCCUUAAUAGCAUGCAGGAAUCUGAGGCCUGGUACAAGUCCAAGUUUGAUGAUUUGACUGAGUCUGCAAAGAGCAAUGCUGAGUCUCUAAGGCAGGCAAAGCAGGAGGUCAAUAAGUCCAGGGGGCAGAUUCAGUCUCUGACCUGUGAGGUUGAUGUACUGAAGAACAAAAAUGAAGCUCUGCAGAAACAGGUCCAUGAAAUGGAAGAGCAGUUUGACACUGAUAUUGGUAACUACCAGGACAAGAUAGGCAGACUGAAGGACGAGAUGGCUUGCCACCUUCAGAAGUACCAGGACCUGCUCAAUGUCAAAAUGAUUCUUGACAAUGAGAUUGCUACUUACCGUGAACUGCUAGAGGGGGAGGAGAGCAGGAUUAACAACUCCAACCUUGACACAAGCAAUCCAUUUGAUGACCAAGACAGUGAACAAGCUCCAGGCCCUGUGAAGAUUCCAGAUGUAGGUACAAUGAUGUAUUCAAAUGUUACAUGAUAAUGCAAAAUGACUUGAGCUGCCUUAUUUGCAUUAAAGAAAUAGUAAGAAACAGCUCUAUUUACUUACACAAUAUCAACUUGACCAAACCUGUUUCUUUUCCAUCCGGUGGUGAAGGACUCCAAGAAGGAGAAUGAGAAAGAGACCUCGGAUGACUCGGACAAGAGCAACAUUUAGAUAAAAACUGAUUAGGAAAUGUGAAGGCCACAGCCAUGAGAGAAAAAAACAACAAAAAAAUAUAUAACCACACCAGCAAUGAUCGGAGCCGCAAAAAAAUGCAACAUUUGAUACCUUCAGAGAAAACCAGAUGCAGGUGAUUUAGGACAUUAAAGUGAUGAAACAAUUUGGACUUGAAGCCAAGCCUUUUUUGAGAAAAUUGCAAAAAUCCCAAAGUGAUCAGAGAGUGUCAUUGUAUGACUAGUGGGUGAAAUUUUCAACCCACCUGCAAAAUUGUGUGUUUCCAAGUUUUAAGGUUAAUGCUGCACAAACACUUUUUAGCAGAGAAAACUAAGAAAGUGUCACAGGAUCCAAGUAGAAUAUGAAAACCCAUUUGUAGCAGAGCAUUAAACUACAGGCUAAAAAAGGAAGUUUAAAUGCAGAAAUUUAGUAGUUUGUGUCAACAUUCUUCAGAAGACCAACUGAGUCAUAAAUUAACCUGUUUGCAUUUGUUUUAGAAGCUUUCUAUCCUCUUGUUGUGCAAACCAACAAAUCACCAGACAUGGAUUCUUAAUAAACAUGUUACACUCUGAAAAUAAGACGGUCACCAACUGAAAAGACUUUGCUGAAUGUGCUUUGCUGAAUGUUAUGUGUAUCUGACAUGAUUGAACAAUGAAUAUGUUGCAAUAAACAUAA